AUGAGCAGCGAGUCCGGUAAGCGGCGGCACGAUGAACAACAAGUCGAGACGAACGAGACGACGAAACGAAGCAAGAGCAACACGUUGAAAGUAUGCGUCUAUUGGGCGCCAUUGAACGAGAGGUGGAACGUGGAGGUGGAUCACAAGGACUUGGUGACGGACUUGAGAGAACAAGUGUCGGACAGUCUCCAAACCCCGACCAAGUACGUCCGCCCAAUGUUGAGGGGUGGCGAGUUGUAUCGGAACCUCGCCCGCAAGGUGCAAGAGAGUCUGACCAACAAUACGCUGCAAUGCUCCUUUGCGAAGAUUGAAGAUAACGUUCCGAAGGAGAGCAAACCUAAACACAUCCAUUUCUUUCUGCAGCCGAAAGACCAUAAUAAUAACGUCCCGCCACCGCCGCCUCCUCAAUACAACCAGGGGGAUCGGAAUCCAAUUCACGAUCUGGGCGCAUACGUUGAGAGCAUUCGCAGAGCACCAUCCCCGUCAACCGGAGCGGUCCCAGCGGCCUUCCAAGAUAUCCAGCUUCAGUCUCCCGAAUACAACGGCCGUGGAUCCUCGAUGUUAGGCGCACCAAACAUGAUUCUGUGCGAACCAUUCGCUCGGUACGCCGCCAGGCUUCGUCAGACUCCAGAUCCCGAGAAGUACCCGGACGGCUUUGCUGCAUGCGUCCAGCAGCUCAUGCAGAAAGCUUCAAUUAUCGAUGCCGGCCGUGAUAAAGAAGACGACCGGAGGAAGAGACUCGAACCUGAAAUGCAAGAGAUUCUUAAGUGCGAACUGGAGAACAUCCAGUAUCACCACAGCAAGAGUGGAGGCAAUGGGCACUCGCGCGUGACCCUCUUCAAGUUCGGUCACAUCUCCGCGGAUAUCCUAGUCGUUGAAUAUAAGUCGGAAGUCGGAGCAGGGCCAGCCGAACCUUCCUUCCAGGUCCAGCUGACUGCGAGGAAGGGAUGGGGCCAGGAGACCAACACCCGGCUUCGCGAAGCAUCGAACUGCCCCGUUCUCCUCAUCACGCUGAUCGGCCCGUUCCUUCAAGUCAGCGGGGUGGUAUUCCAACCUGCGGCCAUCGUCAAUCAGUUUACAGACAAUCUCUCGCUGACGGUAGACGCUGAUGAUCUUCAGCGCCUUGACCGGCUCUGUCACGUCCUAUGGUGCACUCGACAAUGCAUCGAGGACCUCCAGAGAUAUUACUCUGAGUUGGAACCUCCUGCGGAGAACACGACAGCGAGAUGA
Messenger RNA from Dacryopinax primogenitus, 1230 nucleotides. RefSeq lists its product as uncharacterized. Bases 1 to 1230 code for a protein of 409 amino acids. The transcript is spliced from 6 exons. The record is from RefSeq and is a predicted model, not a curated record. NCBI's taxonomy places the organism in Eukaryota, Fungi, Basidiomycota, Dacrymycetes, Dacrymycetales, Dacrymycetaceae.